CAGUCAACGACUCUCAGAACUUAAGAUUUGAAGCAGAGUAAUCAAUCAAUCAGAGAAGGAAGAAAAGAUGGGAGCUUUAGGGAAGCUAAUCGACGGAGCUCUCUUCGUAUACUUCGCUUCAAUGGCGAUAAUUGCGCCGCUCAUCGACGGCCAAACCUCACUUCCUUCAGGAAUCUACCCGGCGUUUCUCACCGAUCUGAAAAGCAAGUACAUUGCCGAUUUCGGAGAUUACUUGCUCAUGGAGAAGCCGCAUUUCUUAGUUGGACUCGUUUGGCAUGAGCUUCUCUUCUUAUGGCCGCUCUCAGUUGCUAACGUCUAUGCGAUUCUUGCCGGAAAGUCGUGGUUUGGUACCACCUGCUUGUUGUAUGGAGCUUCCGUCGUCACUUCCAUGGCCGCAAUCCUAGGAGAGAUGAUAGGUUCGGGGAAGGCCUCUGACAGAUUGCUAAUGAUGUAUGUGCCUUUCAUGGGUUUUGGGAUUCUGGCUGUUCUUCGCGGUUUAGUUUGUCGAUCCACCAAAAACACUGGUUCUGUUGGCAAGAGAUCCACCAUCAUGCCUAGAAGAAAGCUGGCCUGAGAUACAGUUGGUUUUCUCACUCUGGAAUGCCUACUUGUACUUUUUCUUUAUGUGCCGGCUUAUGAAGAAGUCUAGCUAGAGAGAGGUAUUGGUUUUUCCAUGUGAAAACGUUAUUGCUUUCUGAUUUCUAUGGAACUCCUGUUUGUUUGCUCGACAACAAUGAAAUUUUUCCUUGGUUGAAAUCAAA
Molecule: messenger RNA, 761 nt
Organism: Arabidopsis lyrata subsp. lyrata
Lineage: Eukaryota; Viridiplantae; Streptophyta; Magnoliopsida; Brassicales; Brassicaceae
Exons: 2
Coding region: 68-574 (168 amino acids)
Cellular component (GO): endoplasmic reticulum
Source: RefSeq, a predicted model, not a curated record